Molecule: messenger RNA, 2211 nt
Organism: Mytilus californianus (California mussel)
Lineage: Eukaryota; Metazoa; Mollusca; Bivalvia; Mytilida; Mytilidae
Product: BTB/POZ domain-containing protein 2-like
Exons: 3
Coding region: 89-1384 (431 amino acids)
Biological process (GO): neurogenesis
Cellular component (GO): cytosol
Molecular function (GO): protein binding
Source: RefSeq, a predicted model, not a curated record
GAACUCUUUAUUCAUUUACUUUCCUCAUGUGAUGAGAACAAUCAGUUGAACUGUAUUCACCGUUCAUAAAAGGUAGACUGCAAAGAAGAUGGCCCAACCUGGAGAUCCAGUGGACUGGCAGGAUGGCCAAUCACUAUCAGAAUGCAUGAUAUAUAUGUUAGAGAAGGAAAUUAUGUGUGACGUCACUUUCCGUGUUGGAACAGAACAAAGUAUUAUCAAAGCGCACAAGUACAUGCUGGCAAGUCGGAGUCCAGUUUUCUAUACUAUGUUUGAAGGUUCUUGUCCUGAAAAGGGAGAAAUCAUUGUACCAGAUAUUAAUCCAGAUAUAUUUAAAGCUUUAUUAAAAUGUAUUUACUCAGAUAAACUGGAAGUUGCUCUUGAAAAUAUUUCCGAAGCCCUUUACGUUGCCGAAAAAUAUAUGGUUUCUACGAUGAAAAAGGAAUGUACAAGCCUGCUAUCAUCCUCUGCUGAAACAUCAAAUGCUCCAGUGGUAUUUAACAUUGCGUCUCAUUUUCAUCUCGAGUCUCUAAAAGCCAAGAGCCUCAUGCAUAUUCAGAACAAUGCAGUGGAAUGUCUGACAGCCCCAAAUGCUAUGAAAAUUUCGAAAGAAAAUAUUGAAGCGAUUCUGAAAUUGGAUUCCAUGUCUUGUUCCGAAACGAAUACGUGCCGAUUUCUUAUAAUGUGGUUAAGUCAUCAAUGUGAGGUACAGGGGAAAACAGCGUCUGGUGAAAACAUGCGAGAAGUAAUUGGCUCACUGCUGUAUUUGGUCCGGUUUCCUUUUGUUAACAAAGUAUAUUUUGCAAAAGAGAUAGCUCAUUCUGGAUUGCUGACUUGGGAAGAAGUAGUGAGUGUGUUUUCUUCCCACUAUGGUCGGAAGAAUGAAUUUUUCACAGGGUCGGUCAGACAUUCAAGAGUAUUCAACCAGCAUUACACUGUUCUCCGACAUAGAAAUAUUCUAAGAGAUUGGACUCCAUACACGGAUGUUAUAAAUUAUGAUGCUUUGCAGAUUAAGGUUAAUAAGAAUAUUGAGCUGAAAUCAGUGAUAUUAUAUGGUCCAGAUGGCGAUGUAUCUAGCUCUGACGAAAACCUGACUGUAAACAUUCUAAAUAAUAGCGGAAAUGAAAUAUUUAGUCAAAAAUAUGAGAGCUGUACUGAAAGAAGGGAAUUGCAGACAUUAAAUUUAUCAGAACCUAUCGAAUUAGAUUCAAAUAAGUAUUUUACUAUCAUUUUAGUUGGUUUAAAGUUUCAAGCGCACUAUGGGACAAAAUGCAAACCAGAAUACAAAAUAGAUGAUAUAAUUGUAACAUUUCAUAAUUCACCGAACUGUAAUACUACUACAAAGGUAGAACAAGGCCAAAUUGCAGGAAUAGAAUUCAAUGUAUAACAUUUAUAUUCAAAAUUAUAUUCUCAAUAUACAAGUAUGUGUUGACGGUUAAACCUUCAUUAUUUUACUUUACUUCGUGGAACGAUGCCGGUUUCAUGACAAGAACCUAAUGUACUCAGGAUAAAAUAGUUUAAUGAAUCAUUAUAUUUUCAACUUGCAUUUGCAAUGUUGAUAUGAAUUCGUAUUGUUUUUAGAUUUUUUUCAAACCUAUACUUUCAUACCGUUAUGUGUUGACAAUACACUUGCAAUUCAUCCAGACAUGUAUUCAUAUAACGUUAUGAGUUGACAUACAUUUGCAAUUCAGACAUAUAUUCAUAUAACGUUGUCAUGGUUAUGAGUAGACAUGUAUUCCUAUAACAUUAUGAGUAGACAUGUAUUCAUAUAACUUUAUGAGUAGACAUGUAUUCAUAUAACGUUAUGAGUAGACUUGUAUUCAUGUAACGUUAUAAGUUGACAUACAUUUACAAUUAAGCCAUGUAUUCAUAUAACAUGUAUUCAUAUAACAUGUAUUCCUAUAACGUUAUGAGAUGACAUACAUUUGCAAUGGAGAUAUGUUUUCAUAUAAGGUUAAUAAGGAUUCUCUUCACGUAAUUGGUUAUAUGGUCUUAUAUGUUUCAUACAGAAUUCUUCGUCCUAAAUAAUACCACAGCUUACAUCGUAUUCAUAUAACAUUAUGAGACAGCAUAAUCAUUAAUGUGUUGUUUGUUAUACACAAGUACUUAAAAGAUUCUUAGAUUUGUAUAUAGACAUAACUAAUUUUUACCAUAUUUAGCAAAACGUCGGUUUGUGACCUUGUUCGACGUUUUUUUUUAAUUAAAUCAUGACAA